CAUUUUCCCCGCCCUCGUCCUGAUAAGUCACAUCAAUUAGCAGUCACACAAAAUCCAACACGUGAAGCAGCCAGACAAUCCUACUCUCAAACACGACCACGCGUGGAUGACCAUCGGGUAAGCAAUUCCUUUUCAUUUAUCUUACCGUAACAUAGAAGUUGUUCAAUAUAACCGUGUUUAACAGUGCCCACCAAAGGUAAUAUCAUUCAAUAAGACAGCUAGCUAGCUAGCUAGCUCGAUCGUUAGCAUGCUAAUAAGCUUCCAGUAAAAGUAAUGUGGACAUGUCCUGCAGGCAAGGUUCUGGAAAACUUUUCUAAAUCUUUAACAACCCAGUCUGUGGAACUUGGUUUUGGUACCAUAUGUUUAUUUCAGUGCAGUAUUUGUUUUAUUCGAUUGCAGUUAAUUUAAAUUAGUUAGUACAGGUAGCCUAAUGAAAGCGGGCCAGGCACUUCUAGCAUUUACGCUAAGCCCGGUGUAUUUACACUGUUUAUUCUUGUGCUGAUUCAAUUGUACACCGUUUCAAUGAAAAAAACAAACAAACGUUUGCAAUGAAAUUAUAGCAGAAUUCAGCUUUGUUGGUACAUUUGGUCAAGACAAUAUUGUGUUACUCUAUUUUAAUUUUACAUUGUUAUCUGCCUGACAAAUGGUUUGCCCGAAUCUAUUAGUCUGACCAGCAAAUGUUUGAUGAAAUGAAUUUUUGUAUUUUUGAGGAAGAAAAUAAUAUUCCUUUGGCUCAGUACUUUUUGAGCCAAAAUAAGUGCUGCCAUAAUAUUGUGCUUGCUUGUCUGGCUGACUUCUUCUCACUUUCCAUUGUAGAUGUUUACUGGUGGUGAUAAUGUCACAAAGAAGAACCAGACUGAGCCCUGAAUCUGAGGCUGCUCCUUUUAUCUGGAGUCAACAAGCCUUGUUUGAAAGCCCAGUGGAUCAAUGAUUAUAAAGACACCAAGUGACGGGAUCUUGACUGAACCUUCUGGAGACCAAGAAGGGAGUGAGAGAUCCACUUCAUCCUUACAACAGACACCAAGUGACCUGACUGAACCCUCUGGAGACCAUGAAUGGAGUGAGAUAUCCACUUCAUUCUUACAACAGACACCAAGUGACCUGACUGAACCCUCUGGAGACCAUGAAUGGAAUGAGAGAUCCACUUCAUUCUUACAACAGACACCAAGUGACCUGACUGAACCCUCUGGAGACCAUGAAUGGAAUGAUAGAUACACUUCAUCCUUACAACAGACACCAAGUGUUCCGAUCCUGAUGAAACCUUUUGAAGAUCAAGAAAGGAGUGGAAGAUCCACUUCUUCCUUACAACAGACACCAAGUGACCUGACUGAACCCUCUGGAGACCAUGAAUGGAAUGAGAGAUAAAUUCUCAAAAUUCUCAAAUUUUCAAAAUUCUCAUUAUUUCCUGGAAUAUCUUAUUUUGAUUAUUUUAUUUUUCCAUUUUUAAUAAAUAAUGCCUUCUUUUACAGGUGGGAAUAAGAGACGCACGUGGACAGAUUAUGAAGUGAAGGCUGUUGAGCGACAUAUGUUUGAUUUCAUAACAAGCCAUAAAGUUUCAGGUAAAACGA
Hippocampus zosterae (dwarf seahorse) is the source of this 1568-nucleotide messenger RNA. RefSeq names its product cell surface glycoprotein 1-like. The record is from RefSeq and is a predicted model, not a curated record. The transcript is spliced from 7 exons. NCBI's taxonomy places the organism in Eukaryota, Metazoa, Chordata, Actinopteri, Syngnathiformes, Syngnathidae. The coding region runs from base 928 to 1365 and encodes 145 amino acids.